Messenger RNA from Symbiodinium necroappetens, 774 nucleotides. The record is from the annotation of a GenBank genome assembly. NCBI's taxonomy places the organism in Eukaryota, Dinophyceae, Suessiales, Symbiodiniaceae.
AUGGGGGACGAGAUCUUCCCGGAUGAGGUGAUGGAGAUUCGCGCCCAGAUGACCAAGCGCUACAGAGAGCGAGUCAACAGUGAGAUCAACGAUGCCGGUGGCCUCAUGUACAUGGGCAAUGCUCGUCUCAUCCAGGGGGUGAUAACAAUUCUCUUCUUCGGUGUGCUUUAUGCGCUUAGCAACACCGACCAAACGACUCUCGUGAAGCUUCUGAUGCCACCGCAGAGCCGCUGGAGUGGCGAGGCAGCCUCCAUCAUCGGCCUCCUCUCCAAGGUGCUGGUGGAGGAACACCUCGCUUGCCGUCUCGCAGUUGUGCAGGCAGUGCUGGCUGUCAUGAUGCAGUGGCACAGGGCCACGACUCCGGCCUUUUUGGCGCCAGGGGCCCCCACCCUGGGCCGCCGCUUUGCCCUGGCAGCUGCCCUGGCACCCGUGCUUCAGCCCAGCGUCAGCCGGGCCCAGCUGACUUCGGUGCCCGAUUGGCAGGGUUCUUAUGAGGACCCCGACCAUCCGGGCUGCAAGCGGGAAGUGCGCGUUGAAGGCAUGAAGGUCACCAUCGACGCGGCGGAAGGGAAGCCGGGCUGCGGGAACGGCGAGAAGGAGCGGCCCUGGAGCGUCACAGGCAAGCUGAGCCUGGCGGCCUACAACGAGAUGAUUCUGGACUUCCGGACCCGCGGAGGUCCUGAACGCCUCAUAGCCACCUGGGAAAACAACGCCAUACGCUUUCCGGAGGGUCAGUUUGAGGGGAAGUGGACGAAGAAAGCCACGCUGCCAUAG